This is a messenger RNA of Puccinia triticina, 1575 nucleotides long. RefSeq lists its product as uncharacterized. The coding region runs from base 1 to 1575 and encodes 524 amino acids. The transcript is spliced from 3 exons. The record is from RefSeq and is a predicted model, not a curated record. NCBI's taxonomy places the organism in Eukaryota, Fungi, Basidiomycota, Pucciniomycetes, Pucciniales, Pucciniaceae.
AUGGUGACCGGUGCUAAGACAUGGUAUCCAGGCUUGGACGAGCGCUGCGGGACUUAUCAGCUGCUCAAGGCCGAAAUCAGAGCCCAAGAAAAAUACACGAGUGAAAUGCUUCGAAUCCAACGUCUUCGCCAGCUCCAAGAGCGAUUGGGCCCUAUCGCACCAUCAUUGAGCGGAUUCAUGAGUUCACCAGCUGCUGGUCAGUUGGGUUUCCAGCGAGCUGGGAGCAGGAAUUCAAUUUCGGGAUCAAUGUACUCCUAUCCAUCAGCCAGAAUGAACCAGAAUCCAAUAAUUCCCCCUCAGAACGGUCCAAACUCCGGAAUGAAUGGCCAAUCCAAAGGAAUGGGUGGUCCCAACCAAGCUCAAAACAAAGGAGGAAAUGGUCAACAAUCCCAGGGAGGAGGGAAUGGCCAAAACCAGGGAGGAAUGAAUGGUCAAAACAAAGGAGGAAAUGGCCAAAACCAAGGAGGAAUGAACGGUCAGAACAAAGGAGGGAAUGGCCAAAACCAAGGAGGAAUGAAUGGUCAAAACAAAGGAGGGGAUGGCCAAACCCAAGCAGGAAUGAAUGGUCAAAACCAAGGGGGGAAUGGUCAAAACCAAGGUGGGAUGAAUGGUCAAAACAAAGGAGGUAAUGGUGGUCCCAACAUGCAAGGAGGAAAUGGUCAGAACCAAGGAGGAGGCAAUGGUCAGAACCAAGGAGGAGGCAAUGGUCAGAGCCAAGGAGGAGGGAAUGGUCAGAACCAAGGAGGAGGGAAGGGUCAGAAUCAAGGAGGAGGGAAUGGUCAGAACCAGGGUGGGAUGAAUGGCCAAAACAAAGGAAUGAAUGGUCAGAACAAUCUGGGGAAUGGACCUAACCAAGGAAUGAUGGGUCAAAAUAACAAAAGUGGCAAUGGUCAAAACCAAGGAAUGAAUGGCCAAAAUCAGGCAAUGAAUGGUCAAAACCAAGGCAUGAACAAAGGAGGUAAUGGUCAGAACAACGGGGGGAACAGUCAAAACCAUGGGAUGAUGGGUCAAAACAAAGGAGGGACUGGUCAAAAUCAAGGCAUGAAUGGCCAAGCCCAAGUAAUGAAUGGCCAAAACCAAGGAUCAAAUGGCCAGAACCAAGGAAUAAAUGGACCCCAGAACGCUGGCCAACAAGGUGCCAAUCAGCAAAGUGGACAAAAUACACAACAGCAAAACGCCAUGAACCAAGGAAAUUUCAACAAUGCACAGUCUUCACAAAAUAUGAAAGGUCACAAUCAAGGCCAUGCCAAUCAAUGUACUUGUGAUCCUGGUAUGCCUGGCAUUAAUACAACAGCGUCCCAUGGUUUCCAGAAAGGAAAUGACACCCCAAUUCCAGGAUUCCCGAUGAGCUAUGGUUAUAGGUCUCCUUCAAUCUUCCGAGGGGCGCUUCCCCGGACUCAAACCGAGUCGAUACUGAGUUACAGUAGCUACUCCCCCUCCAUCGGGGGGCUUAGUCGAAGAGACUCUUAUUAUGACCGCGCUUUGGAAGAGAUCGAACGCAGUGGUUAUGGAACAACCUUUCGACCGCGCAGGUCAUCCCUCAACCGCAGUCGCGCGGCAUCCGUAUCCUACUAA